Molecule: messenger RNA, 1750 nt
Organism: Scomber japonicus (chub mackerel)
Lineage: Eukaryota; Metazoa; Chordata; Actinopteri; Scombriformes; Scombridae
Product: E3 ubiquitin-protein ligase TRIM39-like
Exons: 1
Coding region: 1-1620 (539 amino acids)
Molecular function (GO): protein binding; zinc ion binding
Source: RefSeq, a predicted model, not a curated record
AUGGCCACAGCUAACUGUCUGCUGUCAGAGGAGAGGUUCCUGUGUUCUGUCUGUCUGGAUGUGUUCACUGAGCCAGUUUCAACGUCAUGUGGACACAAUUUCUGCAGAGCAUGCAUCAACACGUAUUGGGACAACAGUAACAUUUACCAGUGUCCAUAUUGCAAACAAGAAUUUUCACCAAGGCCUGAACUCCAAGUGAACACUACCAUGUCUGAGUUAGCUGCUGAGUUUAAGAAGUCAGUUCAAGUGAAAGCCUUCACUCCAGACCCACAGUUUCCAGAAAUAGCAGACGUCCCCUGUGACAUCUGCUCUGAGAUAAAGGAAAAGGCAUUUAAAUCUUGCCUGAUGUGUCUAACUUCUUUUUGUGAAGUGCAUCUUGAACGUCAUCUGAGAGUCGCAGGUCUCAAGAGCCACACAUUAAUAAACCCUGUGAGGAAUCUUGAUGACAAGAUCUGUGAAAAACAUAAUAAGAUAACAGAACUGUACUGCCGGACUGACCAAGUCUUUGUUUGUGUCUUAUGUUUAAAAACUGAUCACAAGAGUCAUAAUGUUGUCCCACUCGAGGAAGAAUAUGAAGUAGAGAUGGCAAAAAAAGACGACGCAAUGGCAGAUAUUCAGAAAAUGAUUCAAUCACGGUCCGAGAAGAUAAGUGAGAUUGAAAACUCACUUGAUGUUUGCCAGAGAGAAAAGGAGAAAGAGAAAGAGGCUAGCGUGCAGGUCUUCACUGACUUGAUCUGCCACCUUCAGAAAAGACAGGCCGAGCUUGUUGAGGCAAUUGAGGAGAGGCACAAACCAGAAAAGGAAAAGGCUGAAGGGUUUCUCAAAGAAAUAAGGAUGGAAAUCGCUGAGCUUGAAAACAGAAGCAGCCAGCUGGAGCUGUUGUCACAGUCUGAGGAUCACCAUCAUUUUCUGCAGAACUUCAGAACCUUGUGCUCUCCUUUAAAGAAGGAUUGGGCCAAUAUUGCUGUUGGCAAGGAUCUGUCUUUUGAGGCAGUAAGAGGAGCUGUGACUCUGCUAAAACAGAGAGUUGAUGAAAUACUGGAAGAGCUUCCUGAGAUUAAAAUGAAAAAAAUGAGAGAACAUGCUGUGGACUUGACUUUUGACCCUGACACUGCAUUUUGCACACUUGUCAUUAGCGAGGAUGGAAAACAAGUUACAAAUGUAGAUGUAGAUCAGAACGUCCCCAAAAAUCCAAAGAGAUUUGAUAUGUUUGCAGAUGUUUUAUCAAAUGAGGGAUUCACAACAGGGCAGUUUUACUAUGAGGUGCAGGUGAAAGGAAAGACUUGUUGGACUGUUGGAGUGGUCAGAGAGUCUGUUGAAAGAAAAAAGAACGCAAACCUGGGAGUUGAGAAUGGGUUUUGGACUUUUAGGUUGGAUGAGGGCAAAUAUGCAUGUAGCAGAACAAUCACACUGAAAGACAAGCUUCAAAAAGUGGGCAUCUUUGUGGACUAUAAUAAAGGAGUGGUUUCUUUCUAUAAUGCAGAUUCUAAAUCUCAUAUUCAUUCUUACACUGAUCAACACUUCACAGAGAAACUUUAUCCAUACUUCUGCCCUCAAGUGAGCGAAAAUGGAACAAACUCUGCCCCUCUCAUCCUAACCCCAGUACCUCAAACACAAUGAGUUUCAUUCUCAUUUUGAUUGUCCUCUAGAGAUCACAGAGAUAGUAAUAAGUGUUAACAGCAACUUUCAAAUGAAACUUGUAAUCAAACUACAUUUAAAAUGUUUUCAAUGCAUGCAUUCGUAUAUAAAA